AUGGUUAUUCCUGACCACUCUAAGAUUGAGUCUGUCUCGGCACUUAUUAAUAAAUUUGAACAAACUCCUGACGAAGCGUCGAACCAAACAAAUUCUCGAGCUCGUAGUCCUAAUCCUGGAAAGAUAGUUCAUAAUUAUGAAGUAAAGCCAGCUGAAGACCAGACUAGCAUUUCAACAAACGUUACUACCGAGAAAAAAACAGAACAAAACGCUGAACAAGAAAAAACAGCAGAUACCGAAGUCAAAGCUGCCCCAGUUACUGCUGUAACCAACAUCACACCCGAAAAGAACGUAAAGAAGGCAGGCACGACUACUAAAAAAAUAGUUAAACCUACUGGUACUCCUGCUAAAUCCGUAGCAACAAAAAAAACACCAUUAUCAACCGAUAAAAGUAAAUUAUCAAUCAGUAAUAGCUCAUCGACAGCUCGCGCAAAGUCUCCAGGAAGGACCGCGACCACCACCAAGCCUAAACCUUCCACUGCUCCAACUACUACCAGACCAAUAAAAACUACACAAACUAAAAAUCCUACAGCCGAAAAACCUAAAAUAAGUUCAACUACCACAAAAACAACAAAACCUAUUGCUAAGACUACAGUAACUAAAUCUGCACCUGCCACUGUUACUACUUCAGCUUCCGAGAAGAAAACAUCUGUUACUAAAGUUCCUGGAAAGGUUCAGACUAAACCUACCACAGCAACUUCUAAAACGAUUAAAAAACCUACAGACAGGAAAGCUCCGGAAAAAAAAGCAGUUUCUUCUAGUAAUUCAGAAAAAAAAGUUCAGAAGGAAGAGAGUAAAAAGGAUGAAGAAACACAUACACAUACAGAGGAAGUUACUCAAUCAGAAGAAGUUACUCAAUCAGAUGGCGUCGUUCAAUCAGAAGUUGUCCAAUCAGAAGAAUUUGAUGUUAAGUCCGAAGGUUCAAAAGAUAUUGAGAUCGCCGAAGGACAUGAAUCAAACGGACAAUAUGAUGAAAAAGAAUCUUCAGAAAAGGAGUUCCAUGAAAAUCAGAAUGAAACUUCAGUUACUGAGUCUCAUGAUGAAGUUUCAGUCACUGAGUCUCAUGAUGAAGUUUCGGUUACCGAGUCAGAAGAUAAAUCUCAUUCUGAAGCUAUAGAAGAAACCCACGAAUAUGAGACUGAAAGUCAACCAAAUGUUGAAGCUUCUGAAGAAUCUCAUGCUAUAGAACAUGAAGAAUUGGCUGCUGAAACUGACCAAGUUACUGAAUCUCAAACAGAAAUCGUUGAGAAAUCUAACGAUUUAACUACUACAGAAUCUCUUUCGCAACCAAAACAUAUAGAUGAUGUUGUUGAAACGACUGUUGAAACAGUUGAAAUCGAGAAAGAACCAUAA
Dentiscutata erythropus is the source of this 1353-nucleotide messenger RNA. The record is from the annotation of a GenBank genome assembly. Lineage: Eukaryota; Fungi; Glomeromycota; Glomeromycetes; Diversisporales; Gigasporaceae.